Xyrauchen texanus (razorback sucker) is the source of this 3703-nucleotide messenger RNA. RefSeq names its product transmembrane anterior posterior transformation protein 1 homolog. The record is from RefSeq and is a predicted model, not a curated record. Gene Ontology annotation, cellular component: endoplasmic reticulum membrane; ciliary basal body. Bases 91 to 1860 code for a protein of 589 amino acids. The transcript is spliced from 16 exons. Gene Ontology annotation, biological process: maintenance of protein localization in endoplasmic reticulum; positive regulation of cilium assembly. NCBI's taxonomy places the organism in Eukaryota, Metazoa, Chordata, Actinopteri, Cypriniformes, Catostomidae.
AUGGAAUCAAGCACAUACAGAUAAGCCCCAAGGCUGCAAACUUUUAAAGAAACGGACGCGAUCAGAGGAAUACUUUAAUUUAAAGCGAAGAUGGCGGAUUCGCAGGGUGUCGAGGUGUCAGAUGAAAAAGAUCCCGAAAAUGACGACCACAGAGGGGUAAAAUGUUCCUGGCAUGGUGAUUCGAAGUCGAAGAAGCCAAACAUCAAAGGCCCUGCGGCAGAAAUGACGGAAACACUGGGAUUUUACGAGAAACCCUUCAUUAAGCACGAGGAGCACGAGCAUUCAGAUUUGGAUGAGUCCGAUGAGCCAUCACUGUUGAGGUUCAUGUGUGCAGAGCUGACCAGGAGCUACUUCCUGGAACACAACAAAGCCAAAUACACUGAGAGGAGGGAGAGAGUGUAUACUUGCUUGAGGAUCCCCAGAGAGCUGGAGAGGUUGAUGUUCUUCGGGUUCUGCUUGUGUCUGGAUGCCUUUCUCUAUGUGUUCACCCUGCUCCCCCUGAGAACUCUGCUGGCCUUCUUGAGGUUGUUGACAAUUCCCUGCUGCAGCCUCGGCGCUAAUGUUUGCCCUUAUUGCAGACGGAGCAGUAGCUCACGGUUCAUGCAGCCAGCUCAGGUUUGUGACCUGCUUAAAGGUUUAAUCAUGGUGCUGUGUUACUCCAUGAUGCACUAUGUCGAUUAUGCCAUGAUGUACCACAUGAUCCGGGGCCAGUCGGUCAUCAAACUCUACAUCAUCUACAACAUGCUGGAGGUGGCAGACCGUCUCUUCUCGUCUUUUGGGCAAGACAUUCUAGACGCACUGUACUGGACGGCCACCGAGCCAAAGUCACGAAAGAGAGCCCAUAUUGGCGUCAUUCCCCAUUUUUUCAUGGCCGUCUUCUAUGUCUUUCUGCAUGCCAUCCUCAUCAUGGUUCAGGCCUCGACUCUAAAUGUGGCUUUCAACUCUCAUAACAAAUCUCUGCUCACCAUUAUGAUGUCCAACAAUUUUGUUGAAAUCAAGGGAAGCGUGUUUAAGAAGUUUGAGAAGAACAACCUCUUUCAGAUGUCUAACAGCGAUAUUAAGGAGCGGUUCACACACUAUGUAUUGCUUCUCAUCGUUUGCCUGAGGAACAUGGAGCAGUUUUCCUGGAGCCCAGAUCACCUGUGGGUGCUGCUCCCAGAUGUCUUCAUGGUGAUCACUUCUGAGGUUACAGUUGAUGUUGUCAAGCAUGCCUUCAUCACCAAAUUCAAUGACAUAACAGCUGAUGUCUACAGUGAAUAUAAAGCCAGCUUGGCCUUUGAGCUCGUCAGCAGUCGUCAACAGAAUGCCUAUACAGACUACAGCGAUUCAGUGGCACGAAGGAUGGGCUUCAUUCCUCUACCUCUGGCUGUGCUGCUGAUUCGAGUGGUGAUGAGCUCAGUGAAGAUUCAGGGUGCUCUCUCAUCUGUCUGUUUGCUUCUCUUUUAUCUUGGAUUGAUAACACUGAAAGUGUUGAACAGUAUAGUGCUGCUGGGAAAGUCCAGCCGCUAUGUAAAAGAAGCCAACAUGGAAGGGAAGCUGUUUGACAGACUGACUGCUCAAACUCCAAAACAAAAACCCAAGAAAGCCACCCAGGCCAAAUCUCCCCCACCCACAGAAAAACUUAAGGUUCAGAGACCCUCCACCUCCAUCACCAAGCAACCCCCCCCAAGAGUGGGGUCUUUCGUCCCAGCUCCACCACCUGUAACUAAGGUGACCAGUGACCUGCCCCCAGAUUCUUUCCCUAAACCAGAGGAGGGCACCAGCGAGACGGCAGAACCCUCUGAACUUAAACACAGAACCUCAAAAAAAGACUUGCUGGAGAUAGACCGCUUCACAAUUUGCGGCAACCGAAUCGGGUGAAUUCUAAACCUGUUACCAUAGUAACUGCUCAGGAAUGGAAACAAAAAAAGACUGUUACCAUUGCAAGAGGGAUUUGGGCCAAGAGGGUUCUUCCAAGACUGAUAGUACUAUUUGUCUCAAACUUGAAAAUUACUAUUUUCUUAUCCCUUUACUUCUAUUCCAGUGGAAUAUCUCCCAAAGGAGGCUGAAGGAGAGCGUAAGACGUUUCAAAUUAAAACAGAGAGCCCAUGGCAAGCUGGCAGAUCGCAUCACACAAAGUCAAGUGUAUGUUGCUUUAGGAUAUGUCUCUGUCUCACACUUUAUCAGAGAGAGAACAUCCUGAACUUGUGGCAUGAACAUCUUACAAAUUAGUCUUUAUCCUCCCACUCAAAAUUUGCCUUUGAGUGGAAACUAAAAGGUGUCAUUUAAAGGGGUAGUUCACCCAAAAAUAAAAUUCUCUCAUUAUUUACUCAACCUUGUUUUCCAAAUGUUCUAUCGGCUAUGGAGAUGUUAAUCAGAAUGUUAGCCUCCGUCACUAUUCUCUCUCAAUGAAUGGAAAAAAAGAUGCAAUGAAAUUGAAUGGUGACCGAUAUUAACAUUCUACCUAAAAUCUUCUUUGUGUUCUGAGGAAGAAAAAGUCAUACAGGUUUGGGACAAUAUUAGGAUGAGUAAAUGAUGACUGAAUAAAACAAUUGUGGGGUGAACUGUCACUUUGAUCAAGGAUUAGAGAUAGAAAAGUUUUAAACAAGUGAUCUUAUUAAUAAACAUUCAGUUAAUAGCUUAUUAAAAUAAAUAGUUAUUUAUUCACACUCAUUUGGCUUGAAAUGUUGUGCCGGUGAUGCUGCCAUUAGAAUUCAUCAGUCUGGCAAAUAUUUGUUUUUAGAAUUUGUUACACUGUUUGGUUCCUCUGAAGUCUGUUUUUUAAUAGAUACGGUACUUUUUGUCAUUCUCAUCAAAAAAAUCACGACUGACAGAAAGGGAAGAGUUUGCUUUGCUGAUGUCAGGCCACUUGAUAAUUCGGCUCAGAAGUUUGUCUUAAAAGUCCUGACUUUGUUAAUCCAGCUGACUGAACUUUGCACUGAUUUACCAUAAUGUCUUAAACUGUCCAGUAGAGUAAUUUUGUUUUGAGUUUGACAUUCACAAGUAUAUACUAGUCAUAAAAGAGAAAAUACCUGAAGUGUAACAGUACGAGUUUUUUUUUUUUUGUGUAUUUUGAAAUUCAAAUAAUUUGUGGUGAGUCUUAUAUUGAGUGAUUAUAUUAUUUGAUGUAAUUACAGUUUGUUGGUUUAAAUGUAAUUGAAUUAAAAUAUAAUGAUUAAUAGUACAAUGUCGUGUUUAUACUACUUUAUAGUGUUUCUUGUUGGUUGACUUUGUAAUGGAAAAAUUUCAAUGUCAUGUGAAUGCCAACAUUUUAAUCUGUACAGCCUAUGACUUGAAUUUACCUCCAGUAUACAGUAAAUACGUGGACCGGUACCAAAAGUGCUUGUCAAAUUGUGUGUAGUUGGGUGAUUCUGAUUGACUGAGAAUAUUCUUCAAUUGAUGUGUUCCUUCCACUAAUUUGUCAUAUUAUUUAAGGAUAUUGUAUUGUUUGUUAUCAUUGUAAAAAUCAGAUCACUAUUUUUGGAGAGAUUCUGGAUAUGGUUGCAAAGGUCUGUUGUUCAUAUAGUGUUAUGUUAUUAAAAUGUGACAUAAUGCUAAAAAGUCAUUUUAUACUUAAAAACAAAAGGGUUUAGUCUUCAACUUUAUGUAAAAGCAGCCCUGUUUUUGGUACAGAAAAUAAAAUGGUUUUGUAAUUUGUGCUAUUUUAUUUAUUAUUUUCAAGAUCUAUUAUUCUUGACAUAUAGUUUUUUCCUUGACUAUUUGG